AGCAUAAUUACACGCACAUACUUAUGUGAGAAUAUACCAAAUGAUUAAAAGUAUGAGUUGGACUGCACACUGCAAUAGUUUUGGUUACUUGUGCCAAACCGUUAUUGUGUUCGCUGUUACUAUUGGUUUAGGCAAGUGCACAGCAAAAGAUAUAUUACAAUGUUACAAAUGUUCCGUCACUGUGGAAAAAUAUUUUGUUGACAAUGCAACUAUUAUUACACCAUUGUGUUCAAAAUUUGAAGAGUCGUCUCCUUACAUGGUUCAAUGCCCAUAUUCUACGAUGUGUUUAAAAACUAUUUCCAUUUUACACAUUCAAAAUGGACAGCGGCAGGAAACCAUUACAAGAGGCUGUGCACAGCAAAAGAACACUACUCAGAUAUUUCGUAAUAGGCAAUGGGAGCAGGAGCACUUAGUGGAGGAGGUAUACGAGGAAGGAUGCAAAGAAAUUCAAGGUAACAAUUUGGCGGGAUCAAAAAACGUACAUUGUUAUUGCCGUGGAGAACUGUGCAACUCUUCAAAUUCCUUCAUUCUUAAUGGAAAAUUGUUAAGCGUGUUUAUUUUGUUGAACGCCAUUUCGAUAUUUGGUGCCACAUUUUCCUAAUUGAAUGUUUUCUUUUUAAAAUAUAAACGUUUGCAAUUUAUAAUAAUGAAUUCUGUGCUGUUGUGAUAAUCUAUAUAAUUAACAAAAUAUCUUGUAUGCCGUUUUGUGAUAAUAGCAAUCCAAUUUCUUGACGCAUACUUGAAAUCUUGAAGAUAAAUAAAAAUGAUGUGUGGCUGAGUGUUUUUUAAAUGGAUUUGUUUUUGUU
Drosophila grimshawi is the source of this 806-nucleotide messenger RNA. RefSeq lists its product as uncharacterized. The transcript is spliced from 3 exons. Gene Ontology annotation, biological process: sleep; positive regulation of voltage-gated potassium channel activity; regulation of synaptic transmission, cholinergic. Lineage: Eukaryota; Metazoa; Arthropoda; Insecta; Diptera; Drosophilidae. The record is from RefSeq and is a predicted model, not a curated record. The coding region runs from base 41 to 601 and encodes 186 amino acids.